AUGGAUGAUAGCUUUAAACUAGUUCUCAAGUUACAAACUCCUCUUGGAGGAUUUCAGAGUAUUUUGUUUCCUGCAUCGCAUCUGAUCAUUUUUGGCAUUCUACAAAGCUAUCAUGCCAAUGAGAGAUUUGACUUCAACUGUGAUCCCAAACCCAGUGAUUUUAUCAGACAACUUUGCUAUGACAACUACAUUUCCACAGUUACCAAGCCUCAUGGGUUAAUACCUCGGAACGUUGUUGCCAUAACCUUCAGUGUUUUGUGUGCAUGCUGGAUCGGCUUUGCAAUUUAUGGUGUUGUGACCCUUCGAAAAAGACCAGGAUGCAAGGAAAAAAACACAAAGAAAUUUCUUCGCGCCUACUUCAUCCAUGUAUUCUUUCGAAUAUUUUUCCUAAGUGUUAUGUUAGGGCUGGUCUGCAGUUACCAAACAAUUUUUUUACCUUCGGUUUUUAAGUGUGGUGUUAAUGAGACCUUGCAGACCAACAGUCAAACCACGCCAAGUCCACUCAACCAGACAAAAUUAAAACGGCAAUGUAAUGAUCGUCAUCACGAGGAGAAAUCAAACCUAAACAUAACUGUUAUCUCUGUCGAUGCCUUCUUUAUGGUGCUCAGUAUAUUGGAAGUCCUGCACUUGUACCGUAUCAGGGAAAACUAUGUGCAAAAGUUGUUAGGAAACCUUGAAGACUUUGAGGUUCAAGAGUUACUGCAAAAAAAACCAACCAUCACAAACACAGAAGUAGAAGUUGACAAGAAUUUCAUUGUUACCUGGUCAGCACCUGAGGCCAGCAGCAGUAAUCGCAGCAUUAAAUACCGUCUGGAAUGUAGGAAACAAUCCGUGACAGGAUCCACAAAAGUCUUUCAACAAGGAGAUAUUGUUGAAACUCGCCACACGAUAACUGGUCUUGAGUAUGACACAGAGUACGAAGUGAAACUGUUCGCUGUCAGCGAACAAGGAGACAGUGAGCCAGAUGUCAGAAUAUUUAAGACAAAGAGUGGUAUGUACCUUUAUUUAAGACUUCUCGCUUUACUUUUGGUAGAACUGUUUGAAAUGAAAUAA
Messenger RNA from Pocillopora verrucosa, 1053 nucleotides. The record is from RefSeq and is a predicted model, not a curated record. Lineage: Eukaryota; Metazoa; Cnidaria; Anthozoa; Scleractinia; Pocilloporidae.